UAUAAUUGUUGAGCCAUGAUCAUAAAAAUAGCAAUACUGUAUUAUCAGAUGUACAUAAUUUUUUUAAUAUUUCAUAAUAUGCUCCGAAAAGCAUAAAAUUUCUUCCUCCACCAUUAAAUUCCCAAUUGAAAUUAUGACACUGACUGCGUUCUAAUACCCUAAGAGUAAACCUACCUGCUAAGGUUUUCAAUUGUACCGAAAAUCAGUUUCACUACAGAAUCCCCCAUGUUGAAUCUCUCUGUAAAAUGAAGAGAGUAUCUUUAUGGAUCUAUCUCUUGAAAAGCAACUCUGACGAGGGUUUUUUUCCUUCUCACCUUUGUUUAUUUUUCCAGAACAGAAAAGCUUUUAAAACAAAAGCUGACAGGAGGCGACAAAGAGUUGGAACUUUGACUCAUGCACGUGCUGCUCUUCCUUUGGGCCUAAAGUACAACCAAACUAAAGGACCAUCCACCGGUCACAAUACCCACGCCAUCUUGUUUGACGCAGGAUCCAGCGGCACUCGCAUGGAAAUCUACAAGUUCCUUGCCAGUGGUCCUUCCCUCCAACCUUCUGACGUUGUCCAGAUCGAUGCCUCACCAAAUAAAGUGAAACCUGGAAUUCCUGACUUUUCUGAUGACCCGACUCAAGUUGAAGCUUACAUGAAUCCUCUACUUGAAUCUGCUAAGCAAACUAUUCCAGAGGACAAACAAAACUAUGGCAAUGCUAGAAUCAUCGCUGGUCAGGUCGAAGGCAUUUAUGGUUGGGUUACCAGAUGCUUGUACCACAAAUCAGUGGAGUAUCCAACAGCGAACGAGUUGUGCUACAGAAGGAUAUAUUUGAUGGCUAUUUCUAGAGUCCUACUUUGUAUAUUUCUUGUCGGAGGACUCUUUCCUCGGACGGGAACUGCGUCAGAUAUUGUUGUGCGAUUAAGUGGCGGUUAUAAUCGAUCUUCGUAUGGCCGUGUUGAAGUGCAAUUUAAUGGAACCUGGGGUACGUGGUGUAGUGCUCCGUGGAACCUCAAUAAUGCUCAUGUCACUUGCCGUCACCUGGGGUUUGAUGGAGCUGUUGCCCUGCGACCCGAGCCUCUCUGGAUUUAUGAUGGAGUCGAAUGGAGAAAUGAUUUACGGUGGAGAAAUGAUUUACGGUGUCUUGGGAACGAAACCUCCCUGACUGAUUGUCCGCAAACUGGAUUCACCUCAGUCAGAUUUUGCACUUUUGGCUACCGGGCCACCAAAGUCAUGUGUAAUUUACAAGUCCGCCUAGUAGGUGGGGCAUCUAACAAGCAAGGUCUGGUACAAGUUUAUUACAACAACAAUUGGCACUGGGUUUGUGGUGAGCAGUGGGACAAACACGAUUCUAAUGUGACUUGUCAGUGGCUGGGAUACUCAGGCUCCUCUGAAGCUUACACGGACACAGCACGUGACGGUGCUAAUGGUACCACGUGGAUGACCAAUGUAAAUUGCACUGGAGAUGAACGCUCUCUUUUUUCAUGCGUUCAUGAUGGAUGGUUAGGCGGGAGCUGUGCAAGCAAUCAAAUGGCGGGAGUGCGAUGCACCGGACCUGAGGUUCGCUUAGUAGGUGGUGAACACACAUUAUAUCAAGGUCAAGUAGAAGUUUUGUUUAAUGGCGUCUGGGCAGGAAUAUGUCAUAAUUACAAUUGGGAUUUUCCGGAAGCCAAUGUAGCUUGUCGUCAACUGGGGUAUCAUGGAGCUGUGCAACCCACCUACCAUGGACCGUCUGCAAUAGGAAUAGAUGAUGUAAGAUUAACCAAUGUUCAUUGCCUUGGAAACGAGACCUCAAUACUAAACUGCACACACGACUGGUUAGGCGUGGGCAGCAAUUGCUGGAGUGGAGAAGUUGGUGUGAGGUGUUCUCCAUCAGUUCGUUUAGUUCGAGGACUGUCAGCCAGAGAAGGCCUUGUUCAAGUUUAUCGUAAUAACACUUGGGGCUGGAUCUGCGCUAAGAACUGGAAACCUGAGAAAGAAGCGAAUGUGGUUUGUAAAGAGUUGGGUUACACAGGCGCAUCCUCAGUAAAUACUUUUUCUCCAAAUGAGCAGGGAAAUGGUUCGUUGUGGAUGAACAAUUUUCAGUGUGCUGGAAACGAGAGCUCGCUUUCCAUGUGUGUUCACGAUGGAUAUACCAAUAACAGCUGUUCCACUGGCGGAAACGUUGGCGUUGUUUGCACCGGUCCAGAAGCAAGAAUCAGUGCAAAUGACUCGCAUAGCUUACACCCCCGCGUGGAAAUUCUGUUUGGAGGAUUCUGGGGACCAAUUUGUGGUGAUCAUUGGGAUCAGCAGGAUGCAAAUGUAGUUUGUCGUCAGCUAGGUCACGAUGAAGCGUUAGCAGCUCCUGUUUUCCAUGGUAUUUCGGGGAUCGCAGAGGUAUGUCUGAGAUAUUUGCAAUGUACCGGAAACGAGACUUCAGUUUUGAGCUGCUCGCACCAAGGAUGGAAAUUGGUCUUCAAUGUCAUAGAUGGUGAAACAGAACCUCCUACAGUUGGCAAUGUCAUUUGUACCCCUACUGUGCGAAUAGUUGGAACAACAGCAACGCCAGGUGAAGGUUUAGUACAGGUUUAUCACAAUAACAUGUGGAAGUUGGUCUGCGAUGAGCAAUGGGAUACAACAGACGCUGAUGUAGCUUGUCGGCAGUUAGGUUACCAAAGCUCAUCUACAGCUCUGAGCUUUCCAAUUUCUAACCAGAGAAAGGAGCAUUGGACAGCGUGGUUAAAUAAUGUGCAAUGUGUUGGUGAUGAAAGCUCCCUUUUGUCAUGUAAGCAUGGUAGUUUGCUCCAGAAAAGCACUUGUACAACCAAACAAAUGGCUGGUAUGAAAUGUAGCGGGAUUCAAGUUAGGUUGGUUGAUAUGUGUGAGGACUCUUUACGUUCAGGAGGUGUCGUGGAAGUUUUGUUCGGGGGAGUUUGGGGUACAGUGUGUCGUGACUCGUGGGAUCUCAACGACGCCAAUGUAGUAUGUCAACAACUGGGCUAUGAGGGGGCACAGAGUACUUUUGAUCCCUAUGCAUGUGAAGGGGAUCCACCUGUCACCUGGAUGAGUAAUGUACAGUGCAAAGGCAACGAGACCUCACUGUCACAGUGUAAACACAUGGGUUGGAAUGCCACUAGAUCUUGCCCGCCCUAUUCUUCUGCAAGUGUAAUUUGCAUCCCUCUAGGUGCCUUAGGACCACCGGAAUUUGUCUCAAGCGACUUCGUAAACAUUGACAUAUCAUGGAAUUCUUCAAGGUCCUCAAAGUUUAUUGUGCAGAUGUGGAACAAGGACACCAUGACAUGGGCCUCUGCGUACUGUAAGGAAAGUUUAAUCGCUGAUUCCUGCGUGAGGGAAAGCCUGAAAGCCACUGUGGUGAACUUGAAACCAUCCACAACAUACUACUUCAGAAUUUUUGUCAGCAGAUUGUCUAUUAGUACCCCAUCAGGACCAAUGAAAACAAAGAAUCUUGAUCCACCCCAGAAGCCUACCUUCAUGGGAAGUACAACAAAUAGCAUCACUAUUAAAUGGAAGUCGACUUCUUUGCUUAAUGUGACGUACGCAAUUCAGAUUAAACGUCAUGAUGAUUACUCGUGGGCUUGGGCCAAAUGUGACACAGAAAGCCUGGUACCAAACAUCUGUACAGUACGUGGUACUAUGGCACGGGUGACUGAUCUGCAACAUAAUGCUGAGUAUUACUUCAGGGUGUGCACCAUCUCUGAAGAUGUCAAGAGUGAAUUUAGCCGACCAUCAAAGGCAUUAAGAACAACAGGUGAUGUUAGAUACACUGAUUCUAUCAGUUGUUGUGUCUUAAGCUUCGUGUUUUUACAUUCUAGCUAUUCAUAGCUAUCGAUAUUUUUCG
Molecule: messenger RNA, 3822 nt
Organism: Pocillopora verrucosa
Lineage: Eukaryota; Metazoa; Cnidaria; Anthozoa; Scleractinia; Pocilloporidae
Source: RefSeq, a predicted model, not a curated record